Messenger RNA from Talpa occidentalis (Iberian mole), 1216 nucleotides. RefSeq lists its product as uncharacterized. The transcript has 4 exons. Gene Ontology annotation, molecular function: structural molecule activity. Lineage: Eukaryota; Metazoa; Chordata; Mammalia; Eulipotyphla; Talpidae. Bases 1 to 1146 code for a protein of 381 amino acids. The record is from RefSeq and is a predicted model, not a curated record.
AUGCGACUCCAGCCACUAGAGAAGAAGAGAGAGGCAACAAUGCCAGCACACAGAGGGAAGAUGAUGCCAGCCCCUGGAGGAGGAGAGACAAUGCCAGUCCCUGACAAAAAGAAGACGGUUCCAGCCUCUGAAGAAAGAAGAAAAGAAGCAUCAGGCAACCGCAGCUCUGAGGAGAGAAGAGUAGCCGAAGGACUCUGUCACGGACUGGGCCUCGGUCCUGUCUCUGCAGCCACUUGUGGAUACAGUCGUCUCAUCCUUUCAGGAACCCCUGACACGACGUUUUGCUGGAGGCUGGUCCCCGGCAAGUGGCGCCCGAACAGGGACUUGAAAGUGCUUGGAACAGGUACAUCCGCCACUAAUGUCCCCGAGGACUAUAGGUUUCUCCUGCAGGACGCUCUCAUCUACAACCGGUCAAAUCACUUCAUUCCACCUCUAAAACCUGUCACCCAGUGGUAUUCAGCUGGAUGGAUUACUCCCGCCUACAUUGUCAACACUUCAAAUGGUUCCCGUGCAUACCCGGACUUGUUUCACCUCCUUGCCGCCACUUCACCUGUGCGUUUUCGCCGACCUGGACAUUCUGUUAAUGCUUCCACCGUAGGGACUUGUGUGGGCCCCCCUUAUACCCUCCUUGUUGAGGGCCCCAGACUAUUAACCAUUACUUAUCAUCACCAUGUUUUUCAUGUUAAUUGUACUAACUGCAUUCUCACCAACUGUAUUACCUCUGUUGACUCAUUGUCUAAAACUACUUUUGUUAUCUUACAUCAACCUCCUUAUGUCAUGCUCCCUGUAAACUUACAACAGCCAUGGUAUCACGACAUUAAACUGUAUACUCUUCAGCUUGUGGGACAGGGACUACGUCGCUCUAAAAGGUUUGUAGCGGCACUUAUACUAGGUAUUACGACACUUAUUGCUAUUAUUAGUUCUGUUGCUGUUUCUACUACUGCUCUCGUGCAACAAGUUCAUACUGCCUCCCAUGUUAAUGAUUUGUCUCGUAACAUCACACACACUUUAAUUAUCCAAGACCACGUUAAUAAUAAGUUUAAAACUCGUUUAAAUGUUCUUGAGAAAUCACUUUUACAUAUUGACAAUCAAAUUCAACACAUAAAAACACAUUUAACUACCAAAUGUCAUUCUAAUUACAAAUAAAUUUGUGUCACUCCACAUGUUUAUAACUCUUCUUCUGUUUCUUAAAAUAAUGUCAAAAAUCAUUUACUGG